This is a messenger RNA of Photinus pyralis (common eastern firefly), 2533 nucleotides long. RefSeq names its product 4-coumarate--CoA ligase 1-like. Gene Ontology annotation, molecular function: long-chain fatty acid-CoA ligase activity. The record is from RefSeq and is a predicted model, not a curated record. Bases 655 to 2361 code for a protein of 568 amino acids. Gene Ontology annotation, cellular component: mitochondrion. Gene Ontology annotation, biological process: fatty-acyl-CoA biosynthetic process; long-chain fatty acid metabolic process. The transcript has 8 exons. Lineage: Eukaryota; Metazoa; Arthropoda; Insecta; Coleoptera; Lampyridae.
GUAUAGCAUUGUAUAGCAUGGUAUGCGGUUAAAUUAUUGUGCAUAACGCAAAACGUGGCAAUGACGGCAUACUUGCGUGUACGUUCGAAAAUCGAUAGUUAAAUCCAAAGAUCACACUUUGCUCAAUCGAACUUGUUCUGUGUUGAAUAGGUCUUUCUAAAGGCCAUACCAAUAUACAUAACCAGAGGAUGUUAAACGUAAACUGUUUAUGGUACAAAAGGUUGUAUUGAAACGUUCCAGAGAAAGCAAAUCUAUCGUGUUUAUUACACAUUCAUAUGUGUUCGAAAAUGUUCAAAACAGAUGUUGAAAAUAAAUUACCUAAACCCAAAUUGAACGGUACAAAGAACUGCUUAAAAAAUUAAACAUUAAAUCAUAAUGACAAUACUGAGAACGAUGGCACCUUCAAUAGCAUGACAAGCAGGGCAAAUUAAAUAAAAAAAUAAGUAGCUACUUUUCGUUUUUGGGAAAGUACUAUAAAAUGUAAAUAUUUGUAAGUGCCCUAACAACCAAUAGUCGUGAGAGUGAGUUCGCUGGGAAUGUUUUAUGGAUCAAAAGUGUAAAAAAUUUGCAUACUAGUUUAUCGAAGCGUAACUGAAAUUUAAAUGAGCAGUAUAAAAGUGCGAAAAGUUGACUUUAUCGUUCUCUUUCUUCAAUAUGACACCAUCAAAGAUUAGGUGUUUAAGAAGUUUGUUACCCUUGACAGCGAAAGCGGGAGUAAGAAGUUUAUGUAAUAAAAUAAUUUGUUCCAAAGCAACUAAUGCAGACGUCCAGAAAUUGGCACUCAGCGAUUACGUUUGGAAAGACUUGGAUAAAUGGUCGGACAAGACUGCAUUGGAAUGCGCAGAAACUGGACGAAACUAUUCGUACGAAGACGUUUACAAGAAAUCGAACAAAGUAGCGAACUUUUUGGCAAAUUUGAAAGGACUAAACAAGGAAGAUGUAAUCGCAACGAUUCUUCCUAAUGUUCCCGAAUACGCGAUUAUUGUACUUGGUGCAGCACAAGCGGGGUUGAAAAUAACUCCCCUAAAUCCCGAAUAUACAAAAGAAGAAAUAAAUCACUGCCUCGCGAUUUCAAAACCGAGGAUAAUUUUUACGUUAACAGACUUAUGGCCGAACGUGUCCAGCGCUGUCAGUGCAUUUCCCAAAGUACCAAUUGUUGUUAUGAAUCACCGAAAUGAGGUAAUGGAUAUUCCUUCCGGGGCUAUUAAACUAAGUGAAGUUCUUCAAAACACAUAUCCAGCAAAAAGGCAAACACACGGCUGGAAUGAUGUAAUUUAUCUACCAUAUUCCAGUGGAACAACUGGAUUAUUUAAGUGCAUAGAAUUAACCAAUGAAAAUAUGGUUUCAAGUAUACACCAUCAUACUGUUCCAGAAUUUAAAAUGCAAACACCUACCAAUGCGACCAACCAAGACGUUUUCCCUGCAAUCCUACCGAUGUACCACAUUUAUGGCAUUCACACCAUUCUUCUAAACAUGUCAUUGGGAUGCAAAGCAAUUACAGUGCCCAAGUUUACAACGAAAACGUUUAUAGGCAUUUUAGAAAACACCAGACCGACACACUGCUAUCUGGUGCCUCCUUUAGUACAACUGUUGGUAAAGGAACCACGUAUAAAACCUGAAUACUUAACACGAAUGAGGUCAAUUCAAGUAGGUGCCGCUCCAUUGGGCAUUAACGACGUACGAAGUUUGAACGAAAAAACCAAAGGUAAAGUUCACAUCCUUCAAGGGUACGGCUUGACGGAGACAACAGGCGCAACACAUUGGCAAACACCACACAUCGCAGGCGGUGUGAAAAUGGGAGGUUGUGGCCUAAGCUACCCCACCAUGGAGUGCAAAAUUAAAAACGAGCAAGGCGAAAUGCUUGGUAGUAAUGAAAAGGGUACCGUUUUUCUUCGUGGUUCGCAGGUCUUUAAAGGUUACCUUAAUAAUCCCGAAGCCACCCAGUCGGCAUUAAGCUCAGCAGGCUGGCUAAAUACGGGCGAUAUAGGCUAUCACGACGAAGAUGGCCAUUUAUUCAUUACUGAUAGAUCAAAGGAGAUGAUAAAGGUUAAAGGGCUUCAAGUGGCCCCGGCCGAGAUCGAAGACAUAUUGCGAAGUCAUCCCGAUGUUGAUGAGGCUGCAGUUGUAGGGUUACCGCAUGACCGGUUUGGGGAAGUUCCAAUAGCGUUCAUUGUGACUAGGUCUACGAAACGCAUCGAUCUAAAAAGUAUUGACGAGUUCGUCGCCAGUAAAGUUGCGAAGCAUAAACGCUUACUAGGAGGCAUUGUCGUCACUGACUAUAUACCAAAGACCGCUUCUGGGAAAAUUUUGCGAAGAUAUCUCAAGCGAUUACCUUCGGAAAGAAAAUAUGAAACGAUCUGAAGACCAUUGGCUUCCAAAACUUCGAGACCAAUCGAUCAUUCGCCAAAUACUUCGAUGAAAUUUAAACAAUCUGGUAAAUGAGCAAUGCUAAGCAAUCAAAGCAUCUAAGAGAUAUUUUUCAAUUGAUGUAAUUUACAUCUUUUUUUAACAAAUUAUAAUUAUAAGUAAAAUA